GCUCCAGUAGACCGCACUAAUAUGGCGCUUAUUGUUUCCCCUUACGUCUGGUUGGACAGGCCGAGGAGAAAUUGCUCCCACUCCAGUUAUUCUUUCCUCUAUGGUGAACACCCCCCAUGUCGUUAAUAGCUUGGUGGGGGACGUCGAUCGAGAAUAUCGAGAUGCGAUUUUCGGUGCAACAGGUGCAGCUCGCACAGCCUCCUAGUUCACGAUGGAGGUUAUGGCUGUGCGUCGAAUGAGGUGUAAAAAAAAUAUGUACAUUGCUCCGUCGUGACAGAGAGACAAGAGCCAAAUCCCAAGGUAACUCCGCUCCCAAUCUCAACUACGGUAUAUCCAUUCGAUUGAGCUGGCCUUUCGCGGAGAUGGAGUGAAACUCGAGAAACCUAUGUCUCCGUCUCGAGCGAGAUGCGUCUGCCGAGGCGGCUUGAACUGCUGUCGCUCCUGAUACUGUGGCGAUUGAUCGGCGUGUUCCUGGUGCGGACCGUUCACGUGCCGGACGAAUACUGGCAGUCGCUGGAGGUGGCGCACCGCCUGGCCUUCGGGUACGGACACCUCACGUGGGAAUGGACGACGAUGAUUCGUAGUUACGCGUAUCCGUUUCUCAUCUCAAUUCUUUAUCGGACGCUCGCCGUCCUAUCCUUGGACUCUGCACUGCUGCUGACGACGCUGCCCCGUGUCCUCCAAGCCGUCCUCGUUGCCUACGCAGAUUACAGAUUUUACAUGUGGACCAAAAGCAAGUGGAUGCUCGUCUCCCUGUGCUUGAACUGGUACUGGUACUAUUGCGCCACGAGAACGCUGAUAAACUCGGUGGAGACCGCCUGCACCGUUAUAGCGUUGUCCAUGUUCCCGUGGAGAGAAGGCCACGUACAAGGCGUGAGAUUCCUGUGGAUCGUGGGUCUUCUCUGCAUGGCCAGGCCCACCGCUGCGAUUAUGUGGCUGCCCUUGUGCCUAUACCACAUUCUCACGAGUCUGGAAAGGAGAGUAUUGCUGGCCCGAUACGUCUUGAUAUGUCUUACUUGCGCCGCUAUUUCUGUAUCGAUAGAUAGUCACUGUUACGGAACGUUUGUGAUAACACCCUGGAGGUUCUUCCGCCUGAACGUGCUCGGGAACGUCGGGAGCACUUACGGCGUCGGGCACGCGUUAUGGUACAUCUAUGCCGCUUUACCCGUGUUGCUCGGACUGCACGUCGUUCCGUUUCUACUCAGCUGUUGCCUGAUAGCUAGGCGUUCCGCUCUUUUCCCUCGGGAGUCGAUCAUGCUGCUGACCAUCGGCUGGACCUUGCUCGUCUACUCGCUACUGUCCCACAAGGAAUUUCGAUUCAUUCUGCCCCUCUUGCCGUUGCUGAUUUACACGAGCUUCGCCUGCCUCAAUCGUCUGACCGUCAGAGUCACGGCGGACGUGCGUAAAGGACUCGUGGCGUUGCUGGUAUGCAGCAACGUCAUGACCGGACUGUUCUUCUCCACGAUCCACCAACGUGGCACGCUAGCGAUAAUGGAGAGCCUGCGGGGCGAAAUAACUGCCGCGGACCUCUCAUCGACCGACACGCUGAUCCUGACCCCGUGCCACAGCACGCCGUUGUACAGCCACUUGCACGUAAACACGACGAUAAGAUUUCUAACGUGCGAGCCCAACUUGGACAACGUCGAGGAUUACGUGGACGAGGCGGAUCGAUUCUUCGCAAACGCGACAGCCUGGCUCGACGAUAAUUACGUUAAAAAUAGCGAAGUUGCGUUACCGACUUACGUGAUAGUAUUUGAUAGCGCCGCGAGCAAAAUACCUGACUUUUUACGUACGUACACGUUGAUUGUCAAAGUGUUUCACACGUACUUUCCAGAACGGAAUUACGGGGAAAAUAUAUUGUUGUACAAGCGCAUGUAAUAUGUAUUUUGCACGACGUACGUUAAUUGCAAUAUGAAGAUGCUGAUUACCAAAGUAUUUCACACGUACUUUCCAGAACGGAAUUGUGGGGAAAAUAUAUUGUACAGGCGCAUGUAAUAUUUCUUUUGUACGAUAUACGUUAAUUGCAACAUGAAAAUGUUUUUAUCAAAAUAGCAAUCUUUGACUGGAGGCAUCGUAAAUCGAUCUGGUCAAACGAUUACUAAUAUAACUAUUGUGUUGUAUAAAAAUUGAGAUGCACGAGCUCAGGAGGAAUUUCUGGUUAUUUAGGCAUUCGGUAUCGAAAGAAACUUUUGUUCCUCUUGAUUUUCUAUUUGUUAUGUAAAGUUUCCUGGUGCCGAUAAAUGUGCGAUAAAUUUUGGGGAUUCGUAAUUUAUAAUGUAAAAUAUAAUUAGACAAUUCGUUCCUUUA
Messenger RNA from Vollenhovia emeryi, 2307 nucleotides. It is a transcript of the gene PIG-B, whose product is annotated as GPI mannosyltransferase 3. The coding region runs from base 406 to 1878 and encodes 490 amino acids. The transcript has 2 exons. Gene Ontology annotation, molecular function: alpha-1,2-mannosyltransferase activity. Gene Ontology annotation, biological process: GPI anchor biosynthetic process. Gene Ontology annotation, cellular component: endoplasmic reticulum membrane. NCBI's taxonomy places the organism in Eukaryota, Metazoa, Arthropoda, Insecta, Hymenoptera, Formicidae. The record is from RefSeq and is a predicted model, not a curated record.